Caenorhabditis remanei is the source of this 3675-nucleotide messenger RNA. RefSeq lists its product as uncharacterized. Gene Ontology annotation, molecular function: protein binding. The coding region runs from base 1 to 3675 and encodes 1224 amino acids. The record is from RefSeq and is a predicted model, not a curated record. The transcript has 9 exons. NCBI's taxonomy places the organism in Eukaryota, Metazoa, Nematoda, Chromadorea, Rhabditida, Rhabditidae.
AUGUUCCUCCACCAAGUAAGACUCAUCUUCCUGCCACUCAAACCCAUUCCAUAUCUUUCAGAACCAACUGAAUUGCAAUUGGUCACCGAAGACUUUCUGACACUCGCCCGUAUCACAAACGCAAUUUUUCUUCAAGCGUCUUUGAUUCGGAAGAAUUUAGAUGUUCGGGAAACCAUUGCGGAACUUCUAAAAAUUGAUCAAGCAGAUCUUUCGGGUAUUCUGGAUAUCGAUUCCCAAUCGGCACUUUCCAAAGUUGAAGAACUCAAGAAAAAGAGUUCAAAUAUAUGGAAAGCAACAAUGACACCUGAUUCGUCGGUUGGUUAUAUUAUUGACGAUUUGAACAAGGUGUGGGAAGUAUUGAAUGAAAAUCGGGUGUCACCACUCGUCGCAAAUAUAUCGGCGGACGAGCUGAAUGCUGCUGUAAUUAGUGUAGCUGAAAAUAUUUCGGAGUUCAGCAAUGCUUGUAAAAUUGCUGAAUUGAGAAGUUUGAGAAGUAGAACAUUUAAAUACAGCGAACAAAGUUUGGAUGUCGAUGAAGAUGACGCGUCCGAAGACCUCAGAAAGUUUGGAAAAUAUUUGAAGUGUUUCAAAAAAUGCUUCGAUUUUGUCAAUAGUUUUUCUAAGAGUCUACAAGAUGCAUCGUUUUGGGACAUCUACAAAAUGUAUGAAUUAACGUACAAAGCUUCAAGAAUGUUUUUUGAAACCAAUAGUUUGAACAAAUACAUUCCAAAGCUGAUCAACGAUUUGGCCAUCACGAAAGAGCUCAGAGAAUACUGGAAAAACUCUGGAAAUUCUGGUUCUGAAAUUUUGAAAUCAUUGGGCUCUUAUGAAGACCAUGAUUCCAAACUGGAACCUACACCUCCAGUUUUGACAGUCGCCUUUCGGACGCCACAGGAGAUGCUACAGAUAAACAAAGACUUGGAAAAUCCAUGGUUUCAAAAACACUUUAUACGAGGAUCAAAGGCUGUCGAUAAUUUAAAGAAAUCGUUGGAACCUCUUCGUCCAAUCUCAGAAUCAGUUCAAAAUUUGAGCAAAUUAUGGGAAUCAUUUGAUGUGCUCAUGAAAUCUGGACCUGCAAAAUUGAGAGUAAAGAAGGUUGCAUCUAUCUUGACUACUCUCGAGCUUAUGGUUAAAAAUCAGAGCCUGCUGACUCAUGACGAUUUUCUAGCAACUUCUAGUAAAAUACUGAUAGAUUGCACUAUCAAACCGGAUGAUGGUUUCACAAGAUUACAAAAAAACUUUGAAAAACAUGAAAAACCAUUGAAAAAAGUCAGAGAAGAACUUCGGAACCUUCAAGACCGAUUCGAUCUAUUUGGAAAGACGAUAAAUACAAGAAAAGCAAAUUUCGAUAUUAUCGAUUCGUGUUUAAACGCUCUUGAGAUCACUGUCCAGUCAUCGAGGAAGGGAAGUACUAAAAAGAUGACAGCUCUACAGAAUGCGAUACGCUCGUUUUCCAACUGCACGGCGAGUCGUCAAAUGACAUUGAAAUUGAUAGAUCUGAUUGCCAUCUUUCGUGAAUAUUUGGAUAGUUUUAAUAAUUUCGAAACGGCUUACACAAAAUUUCAAAUAGAAAUGAAUAGAAGAGAGACGCUCAGUAACAGCGGUGAGAUUGUUCAGUUUAGCGAAGUUUUGGAAAAAUCCAAAGUGAAUGAGACAUUGAAUUGUUUGAUGUUGAAAAACUUUGAACCAGAGAAGCUCAUGCAGUCGAUAACAUUUGCUCGAACGUUCAGUGAUUUCCCCAAUCAAGAAAAGCUGGAUACCGCGAAGACUUUUUUGGAAACCUUGCAGAAUAUUCAAGCAAGUCUGAAAACAGUUGAAAACAAUUUCAAUCUUACUGGAAAUCGAACAAAACGAGCUGCUGUCCCUUCUAAUCCUGUGUUGACUUUGAAUAACUCGAGAUUUCAUUCGGAAGACAUGGGAAUUUGUGCAAUUGCUCUUUCGAAUAUGGUGGAUGUUCAGGCUAAAAGAGGAGAUCUUUUGAAAAUCAAAAAGUUCACUGGUCGAGUCGGCGAGAAAAUAGAUAGCGGCGGAGUCGUUUUGAAAAACUUCAAAAAUCCCGAGGCCUCAAUUAGGACACUUUUAGAGCAAGUAGAUGAAGUUAAUGAGAUGGCCAAGAAGUUACGAAAUAAAGUUCCAUCGAAAGAGGCUGAAAUAUUCAACACAGUUGCUGGAAUUGAUGGAAUUAUUGGAAACCGAGAAAUAUUGUGGAAAAUGUGGAAGGAGAAUAAGGGCAAGCAAGAGUUCAUAAAUGCUGAAAAGGAAAUCAACACACUAAUAUCGUUAAAUCUUGACUUUCAAACCUAUCAGUCUCGAUUGCUAGAUGGACGGUUCACAGUCAUUACUUUGAAAAAGUAUUUCGAUGAAAUAUUUGGUCACGUGAAGAAGUCUAAUCCGAAUGAGAAAACUAAAGUAGUUGUUGAGAAACAUACUCCCAUCGUACUCAUUAUAUUGAUAGUUGUCGGGGUCUUACUUUUAUUGAUUAUUGGCGUAAUUGUAAUUUAUGGAUUGACUAAAAAAGGAAGAGAGAAGUACAAGAACUUGUAUCUAUUCUACUUUGGAAAACCGGACGAAUUUGAGAAAAGAUGGAGAUAUUCGGUGAGAGGGUUACAGGAUGGAGCCCAUUUAAGCAGCGACUUACAGAGUUUCAUGGACAAAGUGAAUGGAGAAAACGCUCUACUCAGCUCGAUACAUGAGAUAAAUAAGACAAAUAUGUUGAUUGCAUUGAAAAGAGGAGUGUACAUUAAUGCAUAUAACAAAUUUGGAAACACAGCUCUCCAUUCUGCAACUAAAGGAGGUCAUCCAGAACUUGUGGAUGCUCUAAUUCGCCAUGGAGCCGAUCGAACUCUGCUGAAUGUGGAGAACCGUACUCCUGAACAAAUGAUUCCGUUCAAGUUCCAAAUAUUGUAUCCUGAACGAGCAGAGAGAUACGAACAGAUACAGAAUAUUUACAAGAAAUAUCAGAAGAAGAAAUACAAGAUUCGAGUUCCAGAAGUGUUCCCACUGACUUCGUAUCGUAUUUGGAUUGAGGAUCGGACUGAUGACAAGUUGACGAAUCAGUUCAUGGACGUGUUCCAGUCGAUUACAUCGAUUGAAGCAUCAGCACUGACAACUCAUUGUGUUAUGAAGACGGAUGAGAAUGGAGUUCUCGUAACUGAUAAUACAAAUCUUCUAUUCUGGAUUUUCAAUGGUUCAAUUAUUGUGAAAGAGCAAUGGAUGAUUGAUUGUAUUCAAGAUCAGAAACUAAUUCAACAAGAUUUCAAAUAUCUCAUUGAAAAAGUUCAAUUCAAGGGAGUUCUCUACGAUAAUGUACUUCAAUGGUCAGAGGCAAUGGCAAAAGGAGAUGUUCCCUAUCUCUACGGAGUGCAAGUCGCGAUUGCCAUGAAGGCGUGCAGUAAUAUUGUCACUCUUUCUGCUCUCAUCACUAAUCACGGAGGUAUCCUGUUGGACCAGUUUCCAGACAAAAGCAACUAUAACUCGGGAUCCCAUCCGUAUAUGCAUUCUCAUCUCGGACCACUUUUUGUUCUUCAUGAUGGAGAGACUGAUUUGAGUAAAUUCAAAGAUGAUAAAAUGUUCACAUUAUUCACGGAAGACGAGUUCAUUGCGUUCAUGUUGAGAAGAGAUAUCAAGAAAGAUUCGAGUGAAAACCCCAUUUGUGUUUUGAGAGAACAAGAAUAA